Dendronephthya gigantea is the source of this 2824-nucleotide messenger RNA. Its product is annotated as NACHT, LRR and PYD domains-containing protein 12-like. The record is from RefSeq and is a predicted model, not a curated record. Gene Ontology annotation, molecular function: ATP hydrolysis activity; protein binding. Bases 140 to 2824 code for a protein of 894 amino acids. Lineage: Eukaryota; Metazoa; Cnidaria; Anthozoa; Malacalcyonacea; Nephtheidae. The transcript has 6 exons.
UCAGUUUUUGACCAAUCAUAUGAGUCCUGGAUCGGAGGGUGUUGGUGCAGAAUAACAGUAGGGUGGUGGUCAUUGGUUAUGUAACUUAUGCGAUCAAAUCUAAUCUGGCAAAGAAUCAUUGAAGUACUCCAUUACAGACAUGGAAAAUUGCUUAAAACUAGUACCUCGUAACUGUUACAAUACGUACAGUUCAGUAGUUCUUGCUUUGUUUGUAGCAAUUGGCGUGGUUCUGGUUGCAAUCGCGAGUGAUUACGAGUCGAAAUCAAGUCUGGAUUGUAAACUCACGAGCUCUUUAUAUGAGGGGAAGUACAUUGAAACACAAUGUCGUCUUCAAUAUGCCCAAGAAUUCCUCCCUUCGUUAUCUCUCAAUGUCCAGAUUGUGAUAAGUUUUGGACUUGUGGUUGUAUGUAGUGUCGUGUACGGUUACCUGGUGAAACAUAGAGUGGACUUCGUCGCAAAUAAUCCAAACACAACGACGAACGAGGGCGUAGAAGAAAGCCAACCAUUGUCUGAUGUAUCGCCAGCCGCACCAGUGGCGUAUCGAGGAACGAAACAAAAACUGGAUGAAAUUUAUAUCAAUGUCAUAAUUCAAGAUGGAAGAGAAUGUGACAAUUAUUCAAGAAGUGGAUUUUUAAAAGGUAGACAUGAGAUUUAUGACAUUCAAUUGAAAAAGCCCCCUAAUUCGAAAGUACUUGAGAGUACAGCAGAAUUAUUUCAAGCAGCAAAAGCCAGUAGGAAACAACCUAGAACUGUUCUUGUAGUUGGCAGACCAGGCAUUGGGAAAACUCUAUUAACUGAAAAAAUAUCUCAGGAGUGGCAAGAAGGCGGAAAACCUGAUGAAUUCUGGCAUGAAAAAAUUGUUCUAUUGAUCAAAUUUCGUAAUUUUAACAAGCAAGAAACAAGUCUUCAAGAAAUAUUAGAUCAGGCUCAUGGUCUCAAUAAGGCAAUAGCUCUGUCCAACAAUAAGUCUAUCCAUGAAUAUAUCCAUCAGAACCCAAGUAAUACCAUCCUUGUUUUUGAUGGCUUAGAUGAACUCCAGGUAGAUGAUGAAUGUUUAAUUGAUGGAAAAACUGUAAACAGCCUAAAGGAACAUGCUCAUAUAUUCCUGAUAUUUAAACAGCUGGUGAAUGAUGAACUAUUACCUGGAGCCACUGUGUUAACCACAUCUCGACCCACAGCAGAACGCAUCUACCAAAGGCUUGAUUUUGAACGAAAAGUUGAAAUGUUGGGUUUUAGUCAGACACAAAUAGAAGAGUAUGUUAAAAAAAAUUGUGGUGCUGACACCCAGAAAAGUUCAGAAAUAUGGAACAUAAUCAAGGAUUCCCCAGAACUAAUCAGCUUCUGUUACAUACCUGUCAAUUCCUAUAUAAUUUCCAUGACAUUGUAUGAAAGCAUUGAUUUUGGUGAAGAAGUGGAGGAUGAAAGCUACAGCAAGAUUCCUAAAACAAUAACUGAACUGUACAAAAGAGCAAUAAGGAUUUUGCUGAUCAAACACAAUUCAAAAUACAAGAAUGAACCAGCAAAAAAGGGUUAUCUGACUGCGGAACUUCCAGAGCUGCUUCAAAAGGACCUGGACAAGUUGAAGGGAAUUGCAAGGAAUGGAAUGGAAGAAAACAAGUUAGUUUUUGAGUUUAAAAGCAGUGAUGAAUCUGUGGCUGGCUUAUCUGAUUCUGGUGUGUUCAAUCAAUUGGAAGACAAAAGACGAAAUAUUUUCUCUUUUCUUCAUCUUACAAUUCAAGAGUUUCUGGCUGCACUAGAUGUGGUUGAUGAUAUCAAAAAUGUUGAAAGAUUUUUAGAAGAUCACAUUGAUGAACCCAGGUGGCAUUUGGUGAUCCAAUUUGUAGCUGGGUUACUUGGAGAUAGGAUGAGAGAGUUAAGGUCAGCAGAGCAUAAAGAUAGUGAAGUAAUUGAUGGACCCUGGUGGCAUUUGGUGAACCGAUUUGUAGUUGGGUUACUUGGAGAUAGGAUGAGAGAGUUAAGGUCAGCAGAGCAUGAAGACAGUGAAGUAAUCGAAUGUAUAUGCAAAAGAUUUCAAGACUGGAUGCCAAAGAAACGAUGUAUUGACGACAGUAAUGACAAAGGUUUACUUGUGAUAAAAGGUGUUUGGGAAAUGCAAGAGGAUCGCGUCAUGAAAAAUAUUUCAUCGUUUGCGUCUGAGGAUGAUCAUGAAACGUUUCUUUUGGAAGGAUUAAAUAUUGCACCAGCAGAAUCUACCGCUUUGUUCAAAUUUUUAAGCCACAUCAAGAACUUGAAACAGCUUCAAAUCAAUCUUUGUACUGUGACGAACAUUGCUAUCCGUGAAUUGGCUGAGUUUUUGAAGAAAGAUAACCAUGGCCUGGAGAGUGACAACUGUGAACUUACUGAACUAGAUGUAAGUGACAAUAGUGGUUUAACAACUGAAGGUGCUAAAUAUUUAAGUGAUGCUUUGAAGAGUGACAACUGUAAACUUACUGAACUAGAUGUAAGAGGCAAUGAUUUAAAAACUGAAGGUGUUAAAUAUUUAAGUGAUGCUUUGAAGAGUGACAACUGUAAACUUAUUAAACUAAAUGUAAGUCUCAAUGGUUUAAAAACUGAAGCUGCUAAAUAUUUCAGUGAUGCUUUGAAGAGUGAUAACUGUAGACUUACUAAACUAAAUGUAAGUUACAAUGAUUUAAAAACUGAAGCUGUUAAAUAUUUAAGUGAUGCUUUGAAGAGUGACAACUGUAAACUUACGGAACUAAUUGUAAGUGACAAUGAUUUAAAAACUGAAGGUGUUAAAUAUUUAAGUGAUGCUUUGAAGAGUGACUACUGUAAACUUACUGAACUAAUUGACAAUGAAUUAUAG